Messenger RNA from Ziziphus jujuba (common jujube), 1260 nucleotides. Its product is annotated as receptor-like protein EIX1. The transcript has a single exon. Lineage: Eukaryota; Viridiplantae; Streptophyta; Magnoliopsida; Rosales; Rhamnaceae. Bases 115 to 1260 code for a protein of 381 amino acids. Gene Ontology annotation, molecular function: protein binding. The record is from RefSeq and is a predicted model, not a curated record.
GAGCAGUGUAAUUUGAUGAUAUAUUUAUUAUCAAAAACAACCCACAAUCCCAUCAUCCAUUCCAUUAUCAUUUCCAUUUCCAUUCCCCUGCUUUUUUGUUAGUUCUUGCAAGCCAUGCAUUUCUUCACAAUACCUCCUCCUGCUGCUGCUGCUCCUGCUUUUAUUAUUUUCUUUGGAUUUUUCAUCCUCCAUAAUAAUUCUAUAUUCUGCAAUGCCACCUCUUCUAAUUUCAGUUGCAUCCCAAGCGAGAGACAAGCGCUUCUCAACUUCAAGCAUGAUCUCGAUGAUCCUGCCCUCCGCUUGGCCUCCUGGGUUGGUCAUGACUGUUGCAAUUGGUCUGGCGUUGUCUGCUCCAAACUCACUCCUCAUCAUGUUCACAAGCUCCUACUUGGUGAUCCUGAUCUGAAAUUUUAUGAUACAAAGCGGUUGAGUGGUGAGAUAAACCCUUCUUUGGUGGAUUUGAAGCAUCUACGACACUUGGAUCUAAGCGUCAGUCUUAUUGGGGGCGCUCGAAUUCCAGAAUUCCUUGGAUGUUUACGGAGUUUAAGAUAUCUUAAUCUCUCUUAUACUAUAUUCAGUGGAAUGAUUCCUCAUCAACUUGGUAAUCUCACAAAUUUACACUCUCUUGAUCUUCACUCUAUUUACAGAGAAUUCAAUGGCACUUACAUCAGUCCAUAUGCUAAGAAUCUUCAAUGGCUUUCUCAACUUUCUUCGUUGCGGUACCUAGACAUGAGUUGGGCUGAUCUUAAAAAAGCAUCUGAUUGGUUGGAGGUAACAAAUUCUCUCCCUUCUUUGGAAGUCCUGCGCUUAAGCUACUGCAAUUUGAACUUCAAUUUUCGUCCAAUUUAUCAUGUCAAUUUUUCAUCUCUAUCCCUCCUUGAUCUUUCGGGAAACUAUUUAGGGAACAAUAUUCCACUAUGGGUUUCCAAUUUGAGAAGUUUGACUUCUCUCUAUCUAAGUGGGAUUGCAACUGGUGGUUCUAUCCCUGAUGGUAUUCAAAACUUAACUUUCCUUGUGCACCUUGAUCUUUCUGAUAACUCUUUGAAUACCUCAAUGCCCAGCUGGUUAUAUAGUUUAAGCCAUUUGGAGGUUCUCAACCUUGGCAGUAAUGGAUUUACAGGUCCCAUCCCUGAAGAUAUUCAAAACUUAACUUUCCUUGUGCACGUUGAUCUUUCUGAGAACUCUUUUAAUACCUCAAUACCCAGCUGGUUAUAUAGUUUAAGCCAUUUGGAGGUUCUCUACCUUAUGUUAAUCAAUUGA